GAGGAUGGCGAAUCAGCCGGCGGCGGUGGCGGCUCCUCCUGCUCCCGGUGCCCGAGCUCCAAGCCGACUUGUGCCCCUUUCCAAUCGGAGGCGGAGCCCCGGGCCGUCUCUCGGCGCACAUAUAACCCGGGCAGAGCCCUGGCUGGGUACAGGAGCCGGGCCAUGGAGACCGAGGUCCACGUUCCGGUCGGGGCGCCUGCCGUGCCGAAGUUCGCCAUUUACGUGGACGAGAACGACGUGAUCCCGGGCGCUUUGGCGCUGGUCGGGAAGCUGCGGCCCAAGUGGGACGUGAGCCAGGUGAAGACCAAGUUAUUUACAGAUGGAAUUACAAACAAACUAGUCGGUUGCUAUCUGGGGAACCAAAUGGAAGAUGUUGUCUUGGUGAGAGUUUAUGGCAACAAGACUGAGCUGUUUGUGGAUCGGGACAAUGAACUGAAGAGCUUCCAGGUCCUGCAAGCCAAUGGUUGUGCUCCAAAACUCUACUGCACAUUUCAGAAUGGUCUCUGUUAUGAGUUCAUGCACGGGACAGCACUCUGCCCACAAAGUGUACGGGAGCCAACUCUGUUCAGGCUCAUAGCAACAGAGCUAGCAAGGAUUCAUUGCAUUCACGCCCACAAUGGUUGCAUUCCGAAACCCAACCUCUGGGUGAAAAUGCGGAAGUACAUGGCUCUCAUCUCGUCUGAGUUCACACCAGAAGCUAAAAAUACCCGGAUUCAGAAGAAGGUGCCGCCUUUAGAGACGUUGGAGAAGGAAAUGGUGUGGAUGAAGGAGUACCUGUCAGAGCUGAACUCCCCCACGGUGCUCUGCCAUAAUGAUCUGCUUUGCAAGAAUAUCAUCUACAACGAAAAGGAAGGUUGGGUGAAAUUUAUUGACUAUGAGUAUUCUGGUUAUAAUUACCAGGCCUUCGAUAUCGGAAACCAUUUCAAUGAAUUUGCAGGAGUGAACGAGGUAGACUACAGCCUGUACCCAGACCAUUCCUUACAGUUCCAAUGGUUGAGAACCUAUCUAGAGGCUUGUAAACGGUUUACUAAGAAGGGAGGCGAGGUAACCGACAAUGAAGUACAGACACUGUAUGUUCAAGUCAACAAAUUCUCUUUAGCAUCUCAUUUCUUCUGGGGGUUCUGGGCAUUGAUUCAAGCCAAGUACUCAACCAUAGAGUUUGAUUUCCUUGGGUAUAGUGUGCUGAGGUUUAACCAGUAUUUCAAGAUGAAGCCUCAAGUCAUUGUUCUCCAGACGCCUGCAUGAUGGUGUGAAUGGCAUUCCACCCAUCGCUGCACAAUCUGUUGGUCUUUCCAGCUCCCUCCCAUGGACAGACUUCGACAGCCACUUCUUCCCAUCUCAUGCUGCGAUUUGAGAAGUAGACUUGCCCCCAAACUCUCAUCUACUGUACCCUUUAAGCGCAGACAGCUGUGAGAAAUCGGCAUACAUUCCUCUCAUGACUAAAGCCUCGGCUCCAUGUUUUACCUUUUGAUUUGGAUCCCAGUUGUACCCAGGGCUGUGGACGCAAGGGCCUUUUGGAAUCUUUCCUCUGACCCCCUUUUCCCAGUUACUCUGAUGGCAAGCUGUAUCCAGUUUACUUUUGGUAGGGACCAAGCUGAGGACAGGUGGCUGAGUGAGGGAGUAAUGAAGUGGGGAGGGAGAGAAGGUUUGUUCUCUUUUAUUUAUAAAGUAGCAUUGCCUAUAUUUCAGUUGCUAAUUAGUCAUUUAGUUUAUGCCACCAUGAUUGCAGGGAGGUCCACACACUGGCAAUGAUCAAAGGUUUAAAAUAAUUUCUGUGUUUAACCUUUUCCAAAAAUUGGUCAGAAGAAAUGAUGAUUUGUCUCAGCCCUAACUCUGCAAGAGUGGACUUAGUAAAUCUGUAUUGCAUUUUUCCUUAUUAAUAAGCUGUGUGGGUGUGCGUGUGUGUGUGUAUAUAUAUUAUUGAACAUACGUUUUGUUUGUAUGUGCGUGUGCGUGAGAGUGAGAGAGAGAGAGAGAGAGAGAGAGAGAGAGAGUGACCACAAACAGGAAUGGGACUCAAAGCUUUCUGAGAGAUACAUAUAGCCUUGCCCUUGGGCAUCACUGCUGUAAAUUAGAAAUGGGGGGUAGGGGGUUCAGGACUGGCAGGAAGUGAUAUGAUAAAAUGACAAGGUACAGAAUGAGAAAGUGACACAUUUGCCCUAGUGAGUUAUCUCUGAUUGACAGGCCUGCACACACUAUUCUCUCAGGGAGCCUACCCAAUUUGUGAAUGGCCUUGAGUGUUAGCCCCAGCAAGCUGCACUUUACUACUGUCACAGAGUGACAGGGUGAACCUUUUGAACUACACAGUGGCAAGUUCCCAUAGGAACUACUUAAGUUUAGUUGAAGGGAAAUGUGUAAUAAAGCACAUGCUGUACCUGCCUGUCACAUGAUCCUGUAGUGCUCAGAGAUGAACCCUAUCCAGCCUGCAAGCAUGGUCAGCACAGGGUCGAACCAGUUGAUUUUUCUUUUUGGAUGGAGGCUGGUGUGAGAAACAGGUUCCCUGCAUCAGAAGUGCACAUAAAUGCAGGGGUGCAUGAACCCUAUUUACCCCUGCUUACAAAGGAGUUACAGAACAGCAUCAUAGUGACCAGAGAAUUGGGACAGAGACAGCAGACACCUACUGCUCCUGCUCAAACUGCAUAUCCAGAUCAGGAGAGAAUGAGUGAAUCACUUCGAUGCCAUGUCACUGACUGAUGGCCAAAGCCUGUGAACUUUGAUAGCUUUUAUUGAAUCAUUUUCCUUUUGCAUAACUCCCUAUCACUGAUGUGAAUUAAGUCGGUGACUACUGAGGGAGGGUCUUGUAUGAUAGCGUGUAUAGUAACCACUAACUUAAGACUUUACAUUUUCCCCACUGUUAUCAAUUGACAGCAUUUUACACUGCUGUUACUUUGGGUUUCUGUCUGCCGAUCUACUUCUUUGCUGAGGCCACUGGGUGAAUAAAAGCAAGAGCAGUAUGGUUUUUGGCUUGAUUGGAAAGACUCCCUUGGGACUAUUGAUCAGGGAAGCGAGGCAGGACUCUCUCAACUUUUUGGGUUAACCUUGGGCCAAAGAAAACACAAUUCCUCUUGCUGUUGCUGCUACUACUUUGAUAUAUAGGGAGGUGCACAUGGAAAAUAUCAAUCGCCCUAAAAUUCAAUCAAGCACUGUGAUCUGAUCAGAAACUAUUGCUAUUUUCUCUCCCCAUGUUUACAGCUGAUUCCAGUGAUUUUGUACAGUACCUGGUCUUAGAUCUGACAGCAGUUCUGAAACAAGAACUCGGAUGUCUUACAUUAAAUCAAACUUGAACCAACUGCUUUGUUUUUUUUUAUUCCAGUCAACAGAGGCAGGUUUGUAGCAUGCCUGUUGAAGCCUUACUCCUGGGGCAGAGCUGCAAUGCAUUUACCUUGGUGAUCUUCCCAUUGCAACAAUGUGCCACAGAUACACUUUGAUCAGAGAAGCUAUCACUGAGCAACUUUAAAUCUGCCUUUGUUUGACCGUGAGGCCGAGUUGGCAGGAAAUUGGCCAAUUUGGUCCAAUGCGUCCUCGGUCAAAUUGUAGCCACUGACCUCUUCAAGUCUCCGAGGUGGAGGACAGUGAAGGAAGAGUUUAUUCUUCUCCUUUCCUCUGAGCUGGUCAGAGCGGCCAUGGGCAUCGCAGUCAUGGGGAGGGUAUCCACACAUCUCAGUCAGAGGGGCAAAGUCACACUGGAGCAGUACCAGAAAUGGUAUGCAGACCUGUCACCAUUUCAGAAUUCCCUCCACUCCCCACCUCCCCCUAGUUUCCAAUCCCAGCUCCACUUCUGACCAUGAGAUGCAUCUCAACCAGUUAUUUGCAGAAACCUAACAUUGAGAUUUCUAUCGAACUGUAAUUCGCUUUGUAAUUAUGGUGCAACCUUUUUUUUUGUGAAAUGCCUGUUUAUAAACCAGUAAAACCAUGUAAUAUUUA
Messenger RNA from Hemiscyllium ocellatum (epaulette shark), 3924 nucleotides. Its product is annotated as ethanolamine kinase 1-like. Bases 163 to 1245 code for a protein of 360 amino acids. Lineage: Eukaryota; Metazoa; Chordata; Chondrichthyes; Orectolobiformes; Hemiscylliidae. Gene Ontology annotation, molecular function: ethanolamine kinase activity. Gene Ontology annotation, biological process: phosphatidylethanolamine biosynthetic process. Gene Ontology annotation, cellular component: cytoplasm. The transcript is spliced from 8 exons. The record is from RefSeq and is a predicted model, not a curated record.